Cannabis sativa is the source of this 1030-nucleotide messenger RNA. RefSeq lists its product as uncharacterized. The coding region runs from base 55 to 780 and encodes 241 amino acids. The record is from RefSeq and is a predicted model, not a curated record. The transcript is spliced from 5 exons. Lineage: Eukaryota; Viridiplantae; Streptophyta; Magnoliopsida; Rosales; Cannabaceae.
GUCUCAAAAAAAAAAAAAAAAAAAAAAAAAACAAUCGCAAUAUAGCGCGAGGAAAUGGGAACACCACCUCAAUGCAUUCAAGAACCAACUAUGGAGUUUGGGUGCUCCGAUUUGAAUCUCUGGCAAGAAGCCCUAUCUGCUUAUCCUUCCCGCAUACAAUCUCUCAACAAACCCCAUUUGGUUUCGCUAGAUGACUAUUACCGCAACGAACUCCCACCUCUCCUCCACCAACGAAAACCUAAUCCUUACAUCACCACCUCCGAGCUCUCAAAGCUCAUGCAGUGGAAACUUACCCGUGGAAAAUGGAGGCCGCGUCUGUUGGAUUUUGUUUCGGGUUUGGACGAUGACCUGGUAAAAUCAGCAUCGGAAAAGGGGUUUCAAUCUCUCCCCAAUGUAUCGAAAGCUCUAUCUGAGCUUACGGUGCUCAAAGGCGUGGGUCCAGCCACGGCUUCUGCAAUCCUUGCAGCUUACGCCCCUGAUGUUGCGCCAUUCAUGUCAGAUGAGGCUAUGGAGGCAGCUUUGGGAAACUCUAAAGAUUACUCGGCGAAGCAAUAUCUGUUGUUUGCAAAUAAAUUACAGACCAAAGCAAAGGAGUUGAGUUCAGGAGAAGAGAGCUUCACACCAUCAGACGUGGAAAGAGCUUUAUGGAGCUCUGUUGUAGCGGAAAAGAUGCUAUCUUCACAGUCAAAGUCUAAUGAAAAUUUGUCUGUCAAAGGCAUUUUCUAUUGUCAAGAUUUUCUUACACUUUACGUCCUUAACACACGAGGCUUCUGCUGCUAAUAAUAAUGGUUUUAGAGAUGAGACCGUCUUUGUUGGGUUAUUUUUUUGUUUUCCUUCUUUCUCUAAGCUACUAUGUAAUUUGGCCUGUGAGAAGGAAGAAUGUUACAGCAAGGAAAAGAAAUAAUGAAAUAGAGAAAGUAUAUCUGAGAAAAUAUUCUGAGGAUAUCUAAAUGAAAAACAACAACAAAUGGAUGCUCUUUUUCUUAAAGAGAAGAAGAUAAUAAGAAAAAAGCUUACUUUUGUCUAAAAA